This is a messenger RNA of Amoebophrya sp. A120, 15374 nucleotides long. Lineage: Eukaryota; Dinophyceae; Syndiniales; Amoebophryaceae. The record is from the annotation of a GenBank genome assembly.
CACGCUUUGGAAGAUCUUACUUCUGCCAGCCCUGCUCCGACAGGGGGAUAUACCGUCGCUCCAGUGUCCGGGUCCGCCGGGCGGUUGGGCGCGACGCCGGUUCGGAGCAAGGUGCAGUGGCUGGACACAGACCAUUGCUUUCACUUGGGUGAUACGGUUUUCCUGCAAGCACAAAUGGUGAGCUCGACGGGUGCAACGCCGCAAGCACGUGCGCUGGCUGCAAGUCCCACAGUGGUACUUAUACCUAUUUUCUGUGUACUUCGUUGUAGUUGUGUACAGAAUUCCAAGCUCGGAUUAAUUUUAUCACGACACGACGAGAUAGAUUUUCAAGUUGUCGCAGUUGCGCCAUAAAUGUAGGAAUCGUUCGAAUCGCGACCAAACAAACACUCUUCAGGACUACAAAGAGCUGGCGCAGGCUCCGCGAGUAGCCUCCUAUGCCACUGUGAAGCGAUUCGAAAUUUCACCGAAACCGCCAUCUUUUCUGACGUUUGAUCAGAACCUGGGUGUGUUGGCGGGUGUGAUACCAGAGGACCUGAAGCUUUUCGAUGCUCUUCUGAAAUCCCUGCCGGCUACAACGCCAUCUGCUGGAGCUGCAGGAAUCGCAGGGGACCAAGCUGUCGCAAAGAAGGCAAAGUUUUCCGCCGGGAAAGUGUUUUCGCAAACUUUUUUCCUGCGUGCCGUGUCAGACUGGGGUACCGCCGAACAGAAGAUUACCCUGCGCAUCCGUCCCAAACGAGGCCCGGAGGUUUUGUCGUUGGUAAAUCAACAGGGCAAGACGUUGCAGAACCGGCGGUAUCAUUUGGGAUGCAAAGUGAAAAUUUCUGGCCCACAACUCGACCGGGGCACUCUCCCCACCGAGUACCGCAUCGAUCCGGAUGCGUCCCAGCUACCGAAGGGCGUGAUGUUCGACCCCAUGACCGGAACGAUCCAAGGCACUGCGUUGCGGCCCAUCAACAACAAGUCGUUCACGAUUUUCGGGAAAAACAAAUGGGGAGAGGCGCGUGUCGACAUUAACAUCAGCGUCUUUAACCCCAACCCGCCCGUCUACUACACCGGGCUGCACUGCGAUCCAGCUAUUCAGGCAUCGGACCAGCCCUGCAAGGACAUCGUGCUGUUCUCUUUUCUCGCCGGACAGCUGGUCUACGUUCCGCCACCCUUCAUUCCGAGCGUCGUGCGACCGAAGAAGUUUCGCCUGGAACCGUCGCUCGAGGCGAUCGGCGUGCCGUUUCUGGUGUUCGACCCGCAUUUGGGGACGAUCGGGGGCAAAACCCGCGAGGAUAUCCACGACGUGCUGCAAAAAACGCGGCUGAAAAUCUUCGCGGACUACGGUUUUGCCGAGGUGGACUCCUCCAUUGACAUCGAGAUUCUUCCGCAGCCGCCCCCGUUCGACCUUUCGCUGAAGCAGGCGGACGCCGACGGCCAGGCGGGGACACUCUCUCUGUCGGGUGGCACCGAGCGGUUUACGGCUGCAAGUGCAACCGUUACGUCCUCGGUAAUGAUGUCCAACACGAGCAGGGACAGCAUAUCCGUGCGCAGUACCUCCACGGACAACAUCACUGGAUCUGCGUUUCUGCGCAAAAUCGUCACCUUCUCGUACCGCGUGGACCACAGCUUCGUGCUCAUCCGCCCCGAUCGCUGCUCCGGCUCCCGGCCGGAGCGCUACACGCUGGAGCCAAAUUCGCUCCCGAAGGGCUUGUUUUUUGACGAGUCGAGUGGGUGCAUCAACGGCGUGCCGCGCGCCUGGCUGGAGAGCGCCAUCGAGUAUCGGCUCUGCGCCGUGAACCAGUGGGGUACGGCCGGGAUCCACUUCAAGCUGGAGAUUCCAAGGCCACCGCCACCGGGAUCACUCUUCUAUCUGAGCGCCACAAAACCCCGGCCCGAGGACCUGGAGCAGGCCAUCGCGUACGGGAGGGCGGAGCUGGACAAGAUUGGCGCGCUGGUGCCCGGAACGACAACGGCAAUCGACGAUAGGAGCGUGGCGGACGAGGAGGAAGAAGAAAUUUUGUGCGCCGAAAUCCCAGGGCAGACGGUGCGCCGCCCGGUGACGGCGGAAGCGCGCGCGAAGACGAAAGAAACAGCAGUUCUUCGCGAGAUGGCGCAGGGCAGGCUGUGCGAAUACGAACCUGGACUUCUUCUGCGUGUGGUUUCCUCGUCAACUUUUUCCGGACCAGCAAAUACAACUCGUGAGGGUGGCACGCCAGCAGACCAACUUGCGCUGAACGACAAAACCACAACUUCCAAACCCUUAGCCGGAGCAGCGGUCGCAUCCACCCAGCCGCUGGAUUCGCCAAUCGUGCUCGGCUCCCCGACGGCAAACUUUGGCCCGUCUAACCUGCCGAUCGUGGACAUCUACUGGACUGUCACCGCAGGAAAAACUUUUUGCUCGGAUUCGGGAUCCGUGGUGAAUCGCGCCAGCACGAAUUACUCGGUUUCGGACAUCUACUUCCACCCGCUCUUCGACCGGGACCUUUACCCCAACAGCGACCUCCGGCGGUAUUUCUCCCCCGCGGAACAGAAAUUCGGCGGAAGUUCCGCGUUUCUGCAGCGCUUGAACAUCAGUCUGGAUGAGACCACGGGCGAGAUGGUCGGCCUGAUUCCGGAGAACCCGGGCGCUUGCGGCCAUUACUUCUUCAAGAUCACGGUGAAGUCCAGUACCCAGGACGAGAUGCAGUCCGUUGCGUUGAUCAAGGUUUUGCCGGCGGAACCGCCAAACUCGAUCCAGUACAGCCACAACAUGGACCUCCGGGUCGUAGCCGAUGUCACGAAAAAGUACACCCCGCUGUCACCGCGGGACGCCAGCAAGUUCGGCGCUGUCAUGUCCCCGGGCGAACCGGCGCCGGAAGGGACGCUGCCGUUAACGGACUCUGUUUCCGAGGGAAGUGGGUCCGGCGACGGAGGGUUGCAGACCGAACGUGGAGGUCCUACCGCGCAGCAGCAGGACGGGAGCCCGUUUAGUUCCGGGAGCACAGCGACGUCCGCUGCGACAGUUGCGAACGUGGUGCCACAGGUUUUGGACGAGAUGAUGACCGAGACGGUGGUUGACCGGGCGGAUGGGGGCUUCCUCCCGAACACGGACACGGAAUUCAUCGACGAGCCCGCGCAGCUGCUAGACACCGAGGACUUCGACGACCAGGGAGCAACAGCGACCCCGCAGAUCCAAAACUUUGUCUUCUCCCUGGGAACGCGGAUUUUCGUCCCUGCGCCCACGGUCAAAGGCAGCGCGCCCGACCGGUACAGGAUCGUAAGCUGCCGUCCCUACAGCAGUACUGCGAGCAGUACCGUGGUGGACGGGUCAGACCGGCUGCUGAGCGAGGACUUGUAUCGGAACUUCCUCUUCGACGAUGAGUUAGCGCUCGAUUUGAAAGAACCCGCACAGCAAGUCGUCAACCGCCCGCCCGCCACCGCGAUGGCGAAGCGGCGGUCGCCGACGCUCGUCAACGAAGAGGAGCUGCUUGUGGCGAACUUCAUCCGCUUUAACUUCCGAGACGGGUGUUUGAACGGUUUCGCACUGAAACCCUUCCCGCCCCAGCGGCUCCGCAUCCUCUGCGAAAACAUCUGGGGGUACGCGGAGGCGAGCAUUUGCGUCUCGGUGCCGGACGAGCGCAUUCCGCGGAGCUUGUCGCUCGUCUCGUGCGCAAGCGUGGAGCACACGGCCCCCAAGUGGCGGGUGGUCGUGCAUCCCGGGUUGGCCGACGUCGGCUCAGGAAGUACAGCGGCCUCCAUCGAAUCCAGCACCUUCUCGCCCCUGCGGCUCGAGUUCCCCAGCGGCAAACUGACGAAGUUCCUCCCCUGUCUGGACUUUCCCAAUCGCUUGGCGGACCACGCGGAUCCGAUGCUAGAUCUGAGUCGGGAAGAGGCGCCGUUGCUACCGUACCACUAUUCGAACACGCCCCGAUUGGAGCCCGCAAUGUUUUCCUUGAUGGAGCCGAAGUCGCGGAAGCCGGUGCAGAAUUUGCCGCACGGACUGACGUUCGACCCGCUCACCGGAGAGAUCGGGGGCAUGCUGGCGAUUCCGCCCCAGUCGCAGUGGGGGGAACUGAAAAGGAGACAAGUGAUGUCUGGAAUCAGCGAGGACGGAGCGACGCAAAGUUUGACGUUCCGGUGGAACCGCGGAGAGGUGUCGUGUCCGGUGGAGAUGGUGAUCUGUCGGGAUGUCGACCCAAAGAUUUCCUACUCCAACAGCCGCGCCACGGCAUCGCUCCCAGUUUUCGUGCCCCCAUCGCGAACGAUUAGUACCGACGACGGCGCUCUCAGUACGGGAACCACGACGGCCAGGCUGAGAAGCCCGUCCGAGGACGUCGCGGAUGUGCCGUUUUUCCGCCUAGAAGUUGGCAAAGAGUUUAGUAGCUUGCGCCCGUGGACCCGGAACCGCCCGUUCCGCUUCCUCGUCAACAAGAGGUUGCCCGCAGGGUUGCAAUUCUGCCAGCUGACAGGGGUGCUCUCCGGUAGUCCGCGGGCGACAUGUGCCAAGGAGCGAUUUUCGAUUCGCUGCGACAACCACUUCGGCAACGCGGUGUGCUACAUCGACAUUGAGUGUGUGAGAGAGGUGCCGGCGGUGCUGGGUUACCACCGAUCGCAGCUGAUGGGGUAUCAGAAAGAGCAGGGGAAUCGCCCACUGGCUGUGGUCAGUCACUUGAACCGCUUGAACCGCGGCCUGGCGAAAAAUCCGAACGACUACACGACACAGAUUCACAUUCAACAGGGCCUGCACUACGACACUGGACCGCUUGUUGUGAAAGGCGAGCACAAUUACCCGAAGGCGUUCCACCUCAGCGGCGCCUUGCCGCACGGGCUCUGCUUCGAUUCCAUGAACGGGCGGAUAUGUGGGCUGGUUCUGAUACAAGGUGUUCACGUGCGGGAGUACCGGUACACAAUCAGUAUCGGCGACCUAGGCAUCUGCGUCGAUUUGUCACUGGUGUUAUCCCCGAGCGACACGCACGUGUAUAGCAUGCAGGACAGCGCACCGACUCCACCGACGAAACAACAAAAAAGUUCUUCAUCUGCAGGCCCGGGAAACAGAAAUGCGACAACCUCCCACCAGGAAGCUGUUGAUAAGAGCACGACGGACAACGAAGCCAGUAGCACGGCAGGCGAAAGCGGCGUCGCUUCUUCGUCUGCGACGGAAGCGCCACUUGUGGGCGGGGGUGCCUUCGUGGAGCAAAGCACGCCGACCGCAGCUACAUACUCGGGAACUGCGAUGAAUGCUUUGUCACCCGAAACACCGGGUGACCUUUCCGGGGGCGAGAGCAGCAGUGUCCAAACCCCGGUAGAGGCGUCGCGCAGAGCGAUCUCUCUGGACUCGCCCACCGUGUUGACGGGCCCGCCGCCGCCGACAGUGCUUUUCUUCGAUCAGAACAAGGAUGCGGGGCCGAUCGUCCCCCCAAGCUUCACGUACCCACAGGGUACGCCCAGCUUGGUAUGGCGGACCGCAACCUUCAAGUGGGGCAUGGAUCGCCUCGAGAGCACCGGUGUGCCGGAUUUGUACACGAAACACCCGGGCGCGUACGUGUACACGUUAGAAAACGCGCACAACCUGCCUGCCGGCAUGUUUUUGGACCCGCAAACUGGGCAAGUUGGCGGGAGAAUCCCCCGUGGCUUCAGCGGGAAGCGGACGGGAAGUAUCAAGGUCACCGCCAUUUCGAAGGAAGUUAUCCAGUCCGACAGUGUCAGCAAAGCGGGCGGACUCGAGAUUUCGCAGUACAAAACCACUUCGACCGUGGAAUACGAAGUGGUCGAACUGUUGCCGCUGGGAAAGGUGGAGUACGGCGGAAGCAGCUCCUCGUCGCGAAAUCCAAACGAGAAUGGGAAAAAUAACCUGCCAGUUACGAGCUUUGAGUUUCAGGUCGGAAAGGAGGCCCACAUUGCGCCGCCUGUGAUUGCGGGGAACAAUCCGCUGUCGAUGAAGAACCUUUUUCUGCUGCUGGAUGGCGCGGGCUCGCAGCUGCUGGAGAGCUCCGGUGAGGGGAUGGGGGCCUGGAAGAAGCGCAACGAGCAAAUGAUCGGGCGGCUAAGCGAGUUUGGUCUGAGCUUUAGCUCCUCGCGAGGAUCUUUCAUCGGGACGCCCAGCCGCCCGGGUGAUCUCCGGGACUUCCGCGUUGUGGUUCGUAAUCACCUGGGGCAGGUCACGCAAUCGAGCGCACUGUCCAUUAAAAUCAGCACCGAGAAGUCCAUCGCGCGUCUGUCUUACCUUGGGGUCAACGCUGCAUCGCGGGAUUCCGGAAUGGACCCACCAGCCACUUCUCGUCUCAGUGGCGUAAGCCAGAUUUCGACGGGCAAGAGAAAACUGCUUCCCCCGCCGGCAGACGAGAAGCAACCCCCAGUUGCAGCUACCGGGCCGCGCCUUGCCAUUUCAUCUGGUCCUGCUGGAGAGGCCCCCUUCGCGGCUUCGAGCGCCGCGGGACAGACGACGGUAGCAUCUCCGGCAACAACGAACGCAGCCGUCAGCGCCGUCGCGUCCGCAGUCGGUUCCGACAACACCGCGCAGUCCAGUGCGGGCGUCGCAGCCAGCAGGCCCGUCCGGAUCCCGGGCCCGCUAGCGGACGAGCCCGCAGACGACCACGAAUUCGCGUCGAGAAUCCCUUCACGCGACAACGACGUCGGUCUUCUCGAAGAUUUCACGGACACGCACGUCACGCAUCCUUUGCUCGAGACGCGCGACGAGGGAAUUUUUUCCGCUUCUAAGGUGUACGUUUUCACGUUCCGGGUCGGCGAGCUCUCGUCCACGGGGCCGAUUGUGGUGGAGGGCCUGCAGCAGGGACGGGAUGUGCUGUACGAUAUCGACCGGUACGACACACUCGAGGAGCUCUGCCUCAGUUUCGACUGCACCACGGGGAACAUUGGCGGCAUGAUUCCUUUGAGCGCGAGAACCGCCCGUACCACCGGGGCGCGCUUCCAGAUUACGGCGAGCAGCAUUGCGUUCGCUUCCACCGCGUCGCACGGGGAACCAGACACCUGGGGCUCCGGGUCCUCGGCCCGAGAUCACGCGGCGCGGCAGCAGCGGAUUGUGGUAGAAAAGCAGACCAUCGACGUGGAAAUCAAGAUUCUUCCCCGCCCAGCCCCGGCGCCCGUGCGGUAUCCGGCGUGCAAGGCGAUCCAAUUGCAGCAAGGCAGCGCGAUCGGUAGUUUGAUGUCAACGUCGGCCGGGCAAAGCCAAGGCGGGGCGGUCCGAUUCGAAUACAGGCUUUUGGUGGGUGCGAACAUAUUUCUCGCACCGCUCGGGUCCGGACUAGAACAACAGCGAACACCUGGGAGCGCCGGCGCAGCCUUGCUAGCGCUCGAGCGCAGCGCUGAGGGAUACGGCGAACGCCCGGAUUUGGCGAAUGUGGAAUUUUCGAUUCAGCCGACGACUUUGCCCGAGGGUUUGGUGUUCGACGGCGGCAACGGGGUAAUUUUCGGCAUCCCGGUGAUGACCGAAACGAGCCCACGGUAUCAGGAGUACACCGUGCGUGCAAAGAAUGCGUUCGGAAGCAGCGAGAUGAUUCUGCGGCUCGUGUUCAUCGAGCCCACUUGCAGCCGGCUGCGACUCGAGUACCCGAUUGGGCAAAAUUUGCAGUUUUGCGUCGGAGAGCGGGGACAAAGCAAGAAGCCGAAGCUCAUGAUGCCGGGCGGACGGGACCCGCACAGUGCCUUGCGCGUGGUUCGGUACGAACUGAUGCCGGGGCAGAAACUCCCUCCCGGCCUGAUGUUUGACACGCGAACCGCGGAGUUUGUGUCCUUCAUGCUUCACAGCGAGCACGGCGCCGAGAAUGGGCCGGAAAGCAAGGACUUUCUCGAAUACACCUUUGAAAUCUCCGGUCUGAUUCCCACUUGGAAUGCUCGCGGGGUCAGCGACUGGAUGGGCUACGGCUGCGUGUGGGACGGGGCGCAGCAAGCGGUGAAAAGGAACAGCGAAAGUGGAGGAGCAGAUGACACUGUGUGGUCCACUGUUUCACUAUCGAGGAGAGACAUCGACCGCUUCUACAAGCGAGUUGUGCUGGAUCCCGUCACGGUCAGAGUAAGUCUGAUCGAGAAGCCACACAACCUGCGGUACGCAAGUCCGCACUACGCUGGAGUCUGGCUAAAGUUUUUUACAUCGCAGCCGCCCCGGUGCCAAGGAGUCGGGCAUCGUGUGAGCCACUCAGCGCCCUUGCAGUUCAGCAUCUCACCGAGCGAGCUGCCUUUUGGCUUACGCUUCGAUGACAAGUCGGGCACCAUUUACGGCGUGCCUGGCGCCGGCGGCCCGGGCGAGCAAAUUCACUUUCCGUCCGCGGCAAAGCAGGGUUGGUUCGGCGGGGGAGCCAACACGAAGAAUCUCCUUCCCGCCACCGACGAGAACGUGGCACAGCUCUUCUUGGAGGGUGUGGACCGCGAGUACACCAUAACGGCCGCCAACAAAUUCGGGAAGUCCAGCACGAAGCUGCGGCUGACCCUCGACGCCAUCAAGAUUCCAAAGAGCUUGAAGUUCAAGAACCCACACGGGUACACGACGUUCGUAAAGGUGCCGAUCUUCAACUUCAGCACGGGGGAAGCGGUGUCCACCGACGUACCACAGCUCGAGGAGCGCCACCACUUCUUUUCCGAGGAGCUGCAACAGCACUUGGAGACCACGCGCGAGGGCAUCGGGCGCAGCAACCGGCGCCGGAUUCGCUUUGCGCUCAGCGCGGACACGGCGGACAAUCUGCCGCCCGGGUUGCGCUUGGACCCAGACGUGGGGCACAUCAGUGGCUACGUGCCGUACCUGCUUGCCGAGAAGUACCUGAACCGCGCGAUCCCGUUGACCAUCGAGGCGCGCAACUUCACGAAGAAGAACGUGGACGUCACGAUCGAGAUCCACAUCAAGCGCGGCGAGAAGCCGGACGGUCUGUCUCUGGCGAACGCGAAGCAGCAAAACAAAAAAUUGCAACUGAACGAGGCCGUUGCGCUGGCUUUGCCGCAAUCCACCUACAGCGCGAAGCGGGAAGCCGACGACCGCUUCGUGCCGCCGCUGCCGUCCCCGCUGACUGCCGGCGGGCAGGACAUUUCGGCCGAGGCUGCGGUGAAUCUGCAACUCGACCUUCCGCCACAGCGGAGCCCAUCGGGUAGUGCGUCCGUGUCGGCCGGGCGCGCGUCGCGGUCGAAAUCCACUGCGGGGGGCGGUAGCAGCGUGGCCUCGUCUCCCGUCUUCGGGGACCAGGAUCGGAGCAGCAGCGGGACGGGAAGCAAGUCGCGGGCAUCGAAGCAGCAACCGCGCUACUCGUCGAUUGGACAGCUGGCGGUGAUGCUGCGGAGCAUGUCCGACGCAGAAGUGAUGCAUUCGAUUAUCCGAAACAAAGUGAAAGAGCCCCCUCCUGAAAGUUUCCUCUCCAUCGGCGGCCGGUCUUUCCACCGGAAAUGGAUACUGAAGUUGCUCCAGGCCGCCGCUGCCCAGCAACAGCAGCAGCACCACGGGAGUGAGGUACGUCGAGACCACGCAUUUGGGCGGUCGAAGGAGAGUACAGGAAAUAGUGUGGCGGCUGAUCCACAUCUCGAUGGCGCCGUCGCGCCCGCUGGUGCGGGGUCCGAAGACGGCUCGGUUUCCUUGCGGACGAACGACAAAAAUACUGGCGAUCUGCUUGGAAAUUCCCGCAGUACGGUGGAUUCGAAAGCAGUGCGGCAGACUCAAGGCAGUUUGUCUUUCACCAAGCAGUUUGGCUACAUGCAGUUUCGUUGCGACUCCUACACUGUGACCCCAGCGCUCCCGCGGGGUUUAGAAUUGGACGAGCAGACUGGCUGCAUCUUUGGGGCGGCGAAAGAGCCCUUCAAGGACACCACGUUUGUCGUCAAGGGCUUCCACAAAGAGCUAAAACCCGAUGGACAACCGGUUGCGGAAACCGCUCCGGGCGUUACGCUGUCCUGCGCGCAACCGGCGCCGCCAACAGACCUCGAGUACGAAUCGGCGCGGGGGCAUGAGAAGCCGACCUACUGGAAGUCUGCGACGACGUAUCGGUUUCCGGCGCUCGUGGGGUCGUUCGUGGACACGGGGGCGCCGGUUAUGAAAUAUCGGCUUCCGGACGUGCUGUACCGGCACCAGGUCCAACAACGGCUCUUCGUUUCCGACACCGAUUUUUAUGCCGAGGCGAUGCGUCGUCUCGACCAGGAGAGCGAGGAGAAGGAAAAUCUCAGACAGCUAGCAAAAAGCGAGCGGCCUUCUCGCGCACGCACGCCGACCAACGCGGACACGCCCACUUCGCAAUCACGCCCGCAGCUGGACUUCGAAGACUUUGUGUCGGGCGGGCCCGCGGCCGCAGUUCUGAACACGCCGCUGAAAGGCGGCGACAGCGCAAUCGGUGCCCCGACGCCCGACAGCUUGAUGCGGUUACGACGCUACCAGCGACCAAAAAUCCUGGGCAUGGAGAUGGACUUCUUCGAUCCGCGUCUCUACCGCAACGCGUCCGGACUGGCGGACACGCAGCUCUUCGAGCAAACAGGGGCGCACUGUGUGGAUGCCUCGGUGCUGCACGACGGCAGCUUCUUCAGCAUUGACAAGGAGGCGGACCUGAAUGCCCUUGGGCUCAGCUUCGACCACCGCACGGGGCGCAUCGUCGGCUUCCUCGUCGCUUCUCCUGCGCUGUUGAGUCGAGUGGAGAGCGCAGCGGGCGCGGCGGGCAAUCCGGCCGCAGCAUCGGCCGGCGGUGCGGCCGCUGCGGCUGGUAUGGUGGCGUUAACGUUCAAAGUGACCUUUCACGCGGGCGACGGCAACUACAAGGGAAACUUGGCAGAAAGCGGUAUCUUCAGCGGUUCCACUGCAAGCAAGAGCAUCAAAAACAGCUUUGGCGAGUGCGAUUGCGAGGUGAAGUUGGAGCUGUACCCACGUCACGUGCCGCGCGUGCUGAACUACAUCCGAUUGGGCACUCACGUGAUCGAGAAGGCCGCCACCGUGUCGCUGAGGCCCCACGAGGCAACUUUGCGUCGCGAAACCGAGAGAGCAGUGAGGCAUGCCGGCCCCAUCCGGCAACCCGCUCGCGAAGGAUCAGGCGCUAGUGCGGACGACCCACCGGACGGCACUUGUUACGCGGCAGAUCAAGGUGCAUCACCCGACCUGUCUCUCGAGACGCCGAUCGCGCCGGACGCGCACGUCGGAGCCGUAGAAGCGGAUACGCUUUGUCCGCUGGAUCCCGAUUUCCAGAUGAUGAUCGCAGCCGGCCGCGAUCCCACAGCGGAAGGCGAGCGGGUGCCUCUGUCUGAAGGUGAAACCGCGGACGGUGGCGCAACGACCAGUUCACCGACCGACUCGCUUGCUACCGAAGCCACAUCCGUGGCGACGGGAACGACCGCGACUGGCCGCAAAUCCGCGUCGGCCAUGAAGGAAAUGCGGCAGGCCAGCCUCACCGGCGGACGGCCCGUGGUACCAGAGUCCGCCCGAGGAUCGGGGGGUCAGGACACAAUCGUGGAGACCGCGGCCGCACGUGCUCUCUUGUGGCAAGACCCGCACAUCGACGUCGUGACUCUUCCCGACAGCAGCAAAAAGGGCGACGUGACCUUCAACUUCCGCAUUGGGCACCCGGUCAAGCUCUGGCCGCCAGACACGAAGCUGAGCAGCUUCCACGCCAGCUCGGCGUCGUCCACCACGAGUUCCGCGCUUUUGACCUACUCAUUGCAGCCGUCAAACCUCCCUGCGGGGCUGGUUUUUAGCCAACAAAACGGCUCGAUUCUCGGCGUCGCGAAGUCCAGCGUUGCUGCGCGCAAGUACACGGUAACGGUCAAUAACCGGUGGGGACAGGCGAGCUACAGUUUCGUUCUCAACAUCCCGAAGGGGUCUGCGCCGCCGGCGUUCGUGUACCGCACAAAAGUUUUUUCUGCGUUUUUCAACGCGCCGCGAUUUCAGUUCACGCUCGGCUCUAUCAACAACACCGGCACGGCUAUCUUUCAGCAGCCCUACGACACAUCCGGGUCCGGGGAGAUCCGGUUUCGGCUCGGUGGCGACGAGAAGACCGGCAACUACCUGCCGAGUCAAACGACAGCAUCGCUAUCCUCUAACAGUAGCAUCCUCGCGCCGGGUCUGUUUUUCGACCCCUACACGGGCUCGAUUGGCGGACACCUCGGGUUUGCGGAGCCGCGCAACCAUUGGAAGUCAAAAACGUCGCUGACCAUCAUCGCGUCCAACCGGUUCGGCGAGUCUCAGUGCGCGGUGGAAUUCGAAAUUGUGGGUCGCAGCCCCUUUGCGAAGGUGUGUUUCCGCGAGGAGGACAAGGAGCGCCUCGCCUCCGGCCAGUUUUCGGUCGGCAGCCGACUGCUGGUGUCCGAACCGCGCAUCUUUAACACCGAGCGCGAAGCCACCGAGGGGUCGCGGUACUUCUUCUACAAUAUUACGGAGAACAAGAAACCUACGCUCCACGACCGCUCCCGGAGUAAGGAAAUGCGCAUGCUGCAGCCCUUCGUCACGUCUCAGCUCACGGAGCCGGGCUACCCGGAGUAUCUGGACUUCGACAAUGCCGAAUACAAUCUGUUCCACGACACGUCGCUGCGCCCGCGGUUCGAGCUGCAAGGUAGUCUCCCGGAGGGUGUGUCCUUCGACCGAUUCUACGGAUUGAUCUACGGCGUCCCCCGCCGGCAGUUCAAAAAGCAGACGGUCACGCUGGUUUGCAGCACGCUGUGGGGCAAGGCGACUGCGAAGGAGAGUUUCGCGAUUUACGUGCCGCAGCCGGAGCCGCCGACCAGUAUCGCCUACCCGAGCAUCACGCGGCUUUCGCCCAUCUGGCGCGUGCCGGUCAUGCAGUUCAUUUGCGGUCAAUUGGCGGAGACAGGCGCCGCGAAGGUGGAGCCAAACGUGGCCAACCCGAGCGGCCCGGCAGUGCUGGAAUUCCAACUGAUCGACAAGGGCGCCUCGCUGCCAAAGGGGCUGAACUUCAACCCGGUGACCGGGGCGAUCGGUGGGAUCGUGCCGCAAAUCGCGGACAGGAGGGAAGAGACGCUCGCGUUUUCGAUUUUGGCGCAGAACGAGAUGGGACAGUGCUCCACCGACAUCGAGAUCGAGAUUCUGCCGCACCGCGCGGUGUCCUACAAACUUAUCGACCGGGAAAUCACCACGCUGCUGCGCCAAUUGAAGAGUCACUUAGAGCAGUUGCUGUCGGUUUUGCCCAGGAGCAGCGCGACUGCGGCCUCCGGAGUUGCAGUGGUAGCGGUGUCAUCUCCUGCGGUCGCUAAAACGGACGACCGACCUGCCGGACGGGCAAGCGCGAGUCUGAUGCCGACGGGGCCAACGCAUUCGGCCGGCGCGCUGCCGAACCCGGCGCUCAUCAUGCUGGAGCAGCUGAUCGGGGAGGUGGAGCGAUUGGAGCAGCGCACCAUCAACAUGCAGUCCGCUGCGUGGCCGCACAACUGCGCAAACAUGAUAGAGGCGUUGCAGAAGAAACAGGCCCCGAAAAUUCACAUGACCACGCCCACGGCCAUUUCCGUCACGACGUCUAGUAACAUUUGCCCCUUCGACUUGAUUGGCUUGCUUUACGAAUCCCACUAUUGGCUGGAGAACCUGUGGGAAACCAAGAUGCUGCCCGUUUGGAGCGAAAUCAACGAGGCGCUCGCGAAGGCCAACGCAUCGGUCGCCCGCGCCGACGGGUCCGAGGGCCAGGCGAACUUCCAAGAAGUAGGAACCCUGCCGAGCGGGUUGCAGAAAGUGAUUUCCGAGCUGGGCACGCAGCGCCAGAAGUGGCACGACAAGUUUCAGAUGGAGCUGGAGGAACUGUUACCGCAAAGUCGGAAGAUCUUGUUGCAAGAUUUGGACGUGUACGCAAAACACUACCUCGGGGUCGCGCUCGCCAAAGCCAACGUCACCGCGGGCGGCGCGGCGCUAGAUCCACCUUCGUCGAAAGAGAAGGUCCCGCGUCUGAACGUGCAGCGCUACGUGCAGUUGCUGAAAGACCACGAGGAGCUGCGGGUCAAGGCGGAACAGCAGGUCCGACACACGAAACUGCGUCUGGAGUCCACGCGGUCGCUGCUGGAAAGCGGGAACGACCAGAGCAAGCUGCGCACGUUCCACGAGGUCGGGGCCGUGGACAAAAUCACGUCGAUGGGCAUGGCGCUACUCGCGAUGUCCGUCUGCCCACUACCCGGUGCGAUGGAAGUGUGGUUGGUCUCGAGUGUCGUGAUGCUGGCGGAGACCGACCACGCGGGCCGCCACGUGGUCGUCGAGCACCCGCGGACGGAACCGUUGGCGAAGAUCUUCCAGCGCUUCAACACGCAUCCCUCGCUGAAAGCGUACGACGAAUUCAUUCUGGAUUGGGAGCCCAGCUUUCAGGACGAGGAUCGCGAGGAGAAGAGCGCUAGUAGUUCUCUAGUAACCAGUUCUGGUGGUGCUGCACCAUCUAGCGCCGGGCCCGCUUCUAGCAAGGAAAUCGUGCCAGUUCGACCUCCACCCGCGGGAGGAGCGCCGGGCGUCCGCGAGACCUGCUGUUUGAUCCACAACGCGACGAGCAAAAGUCUGGUGGUCUCUUUGCUCACCGCCGAGGAAGCGGAGAAGGCGUCGGGGCUGAUGCAGAAGGCGCUGCGCCGGCACCCGGUUGGCAACUUUCUGGACAAAAACAUGAAGCGCAAGGAGAAAGCGCGCGAGCAUUUUGUGCUCGUGGCCGCGGGAGAUAUGGUCAAAGUCCCGCUCGAGCCGGAGCCAGAGGACAGCAGCGAGGACGACGAUUUUUUGUCGGUAAAACGCAAGCCAGAAGUUGUGGUGUCCGCUGACAAGUCCAAGACCGCGGUCGGCGGGGGCCCCGCCGCCGAGAUUUCGCGCUACGUCCGCGGGUUUUUCCACUAUGGGACCACGUUCGAGAACAAGGGGAAAGCCAUCGGCGACGCAGCGCUCGAGCCGGGUCAGGUGAUUUCGUUUGUGUGCGUGGAAUCGACGGUGCAGGUGGUGUACCGGACCAUCGAGGACCAAAAGAUCGCGAACCACCUGGAGAUCAAAAACGAGUGCUUUGAGCACUGCAGCGUGAAGGUGACGCAGGACAGCUCGAAGUUCCUGCUGGAAACGGGCCUGGAUCCGGGCUCCUCGGUCUCCUUUCAGGGCAGAAAUCCGGUCAGCCGGAAGGUUUUCCAGAAAACCGUCAACUUCGACGCCAGCUACCACGUUCUAGUCAAACGUGGUGGACAGGACGGGAAAUCCGUCGAAGCCGAGCUCUCGGACGGCCAAACGCUCCGCAUCGAGGGCAUUGACCUCUGAUUGAAGAGCAACAACUGCGACCUGAAGAACUCUAAUACUUUCCAUCAGACGACAAUUCUAAGAUUUGUUUUCGAAGAAACUUUUCAUGUGCUAACGCUGGUAGCUACUCGGUUCAAACAGAAACAUCAACAACUGAAGCGAAUCAAAAACCACAUCCAAAAUGGAUUUUUCCCGACAUGUUCGAGCCUAGCGCUAAGCUUUACGUUUAUUUGUCCUUGAACUGGCAAUA